Salvia splendens (bonfire salvia) is the source of this 1953-nucleotide messenger RNA. Its product is annotated as V-type proton ATPase subunit B 2. The coding region runs from base 107 to 1570 and encodes 487 amino acids. NCBI's taxonomy places the organism in Eukaryota, Viridiplantae, Streptophyta, Magnoliopsida, Lamiales, Lamiaceae. The record is from RefSeq and is a predicted model, not a curated record. Gene Ontology annotation, biological process: ATP metabolic process; proton transmembrane transport; vacuolar acidification. Gene Ontology annotation, molecular function: ATP binding; proton-transporting ATPase activity, rotational mechanism. Gene Ontology annotation, cellular component: proton-transporting V-type ATPase, V1 domain. The transcript is spliced from 15 exons.
UAUUAGCCAUCAGAUCUCAGUUUCCUUUCAGCUGAUUGCAGCAAAUCCAUCUCAUCUCUCUCCAACCGCUCCUCGUGCUCUCAUCGAUUGGAAAAAUCGGUUAAGUAUGGGUGCUGAAAAUAAUGUUGAUAUGGAGGAGGGAACUCUGGAGAUUGGAAUGGAAUACAGAACUGUAUCUGGAGUUGCUGGACCCCUUGUCAUCCUCGACAAAGUGAAGGGACCCAAGUACCAGGAAAUUGUUAACAUUCGCCUAGGAGAUGGAACAACUCGACGCGGGCAAGUAUUAGAGGUUGAUGGAGAGAAGGCUGUUGUUCAGGUUUUUGAAGGAACUUCUGGAAUUGAUAACAAAUAUACAACAGUCCAGUUUACCGGCGAGGUUCUAAAGACACCAGUCUCGUUGGACAUGCUUGGCCGUAUCUUUAAUGGUUCUGGGAAACCCAUUGACAAUGGCCCUCCUAUUCUUCCUGAGGCUUACUUGGAUAUAUCUGGGAGUUCAAUCAAUCCUAGUGAGAGAACUUAUCCUGAAGAAAUGAUUCAGACUGGAAUUUCCACUAUUGAUGUCAUGAACUCAAUUGCUCGUGGACAGAAAAUUCCUCUUUUUUCUGCUGCUGGUCUUCCCCACAAUGAAAUUGCUGCUCAGAUCUGUCGUCAGGCUGGUCUCGUCAAACGAUUGGAGAAAUCUGAUAAUCUUCUUGAGGGUGGCGAGGAGGACAAUUUUGCCAUUGUCUUUGCUGCUAUGGGAGUGAACAUGGAGACAGCUCAGUUCUUCAAACGUGAUUUCGAGGAAAAUGGAUCUAUGGAGAGAGUGACUCUUUUCCUUAACUUGGCCAACGAUCCAACUAUAGAACGCAUAAUUACACCCCGUAUUGCCCUGACAACUGCAGAAUAUUUAGCAUAUGAAUGCGGAAAGCAUGUUCUUGUCAUAUUGACAGAUAUGAGCUCCUAUGCUGAUGCUCUUCGUGAGGUGUCUGCUGCUCGAGAGGAAGUGCCUGGAAGACGUGGAUAUCCAGGUUACAUGUACACUGAUCUGGCAACCAUCUAUGAACGAGCUGGACGUAUUGAAGGGCGCAAAGGAUCCAUCACCCAAAUUCCUAUUUUGACCAUGCCCAAUGAUGAUAUUACACAUCCAACUCCAGAUCUUACAGGUUAUAUUACUGAGGGGCAGAUAUACAUUGACAGACAACUUUACAAUAGGCAGAUAUACCCUCCAAUCAAUGUCCUGCCAUCAUUGUCUCGUCUAAUGAAGAGUGCUAUUGGUGAGGGUAUGACUCGUAGGGAUCACUCCGACGUGUCUAACCAGCUCUAUGCAAACUAUGCCAUCGGAAAGGAUGUUCAAGCAAUGAAAGCCGUGGUCGGAGAAGAAGCACUUUCCUCAGAAGAUCUGCUAUAUCUCGAGUUCCUUGAUAAAUUUGAGAAGAAGUUUGUUGCUCAGGGGGCGUAUGACACCCGCAAUAUCUUUCAGUCGCUCGAUCUGGCAUGGACACUUCUCCGGAUCUUCCCCCGAGAACUGCUCCAUCGUAUCCCAGCAAAGACGCUUGACCAAUACUACAGCAGGGAUGCGUCCAACUGAGAGGGAAGAGAGGAAAAUUUGGAAUCUUAGUUUCUGCAAACACUGUGAUAUAUUGUUUGGUGUAUAUUAUGUUGGGUGGUUUUAUAUCCUCCUCUAGCUCCUUCGGAAUAAGCAUUGACGACGGUCCAUGGAAGCGAACUCUCUCCGGCAGACGAAAGACUUACAUUCAUUGGUAAAGAGAAGCAGUUAGAUCCGGUAAUGAAGAGCAUUUGCCUGCUUUUAUAUUUCAAAUUCGAGAAACAUUUUGUUGCUUAGACUAUUUAUUGCUUGCAUUGUUUUCUCAAGUAAGGGGCUUCUUUUCAACUUUCAAAUGCUACUGGACAAUUUGGUGUUCUUUAUCAUUAUCAUUAUUAUUAUUAUUAUUAUUAUUAUUAUUAUUAUUA